GAGGUGCUUUAUGCUCCGUUUACUACUACUACUACUACUAUUACUACUGCUACUACUACUACUACUACUUCUAUCACCAACACCAUCACUACCACCACCACUACUGUUCCCGUCGGUGUGUCUUUACUGGUGCUACAAGUACUGGUGGUGGUGGUGUUGAUGUCUGCAAGAGGUGUUGGUUUACUACAGCACAACACUGCCAUCACUGACUCGGCUUUAAUUUCGCAGAUUUCACAUAUUUUCUUCUGACCGCGGCGGUUUUAAUAGCAGCAGUAGCAGCAACAGCAGCAACAGCAGUAGUAGUAGUAGUAGUAGUAGUAGUAGUAGUAGUAAUAGUAGUAGUAGUAGUAGUAUCAACAACAUCUAUUUCAAACAACAACAACAACAAUCUCCCUACUGCCACAUAAUUACAUACAAUGACAUCUUUCCUCGCUACAAAACAUUCUUUGCAGAUUUCAUAGUACACCCUUCUUGCAUCGCUCACCAACGCAUAAUACCAGACAACAGCCCUGUGAGGUAACCCGCUAAACCACCACACACCCGAGAAACAAAGGACAGACUGAGCAGCUAAGUACGUGGACUGAUCUGUUUUUGUUGAUUGUCCCCGCCCGGCACUCGUCACCAUGUGGAAGACAGCAAUGGGAAAGAUCACCCACUCCCGGCCGUCCCCCUCCCCUUCGGCCCUCAUGGAAGCUACGGAGACACUGAGGAAGUCCUCUCAACCCAUGCUGAUGAGACUCAAGAUGAUGGUCAAGCUGGCUAAGCUCCUUGGACGUGACACAACUUCCUCCUCGUCUACCUCCUCCAAGCGAAGGCCGAGGAAGAGAGUGAUCGACACUCGCGCCAAGCCUUCCGCCAAGCUGCGCCAAGCAAGGAUACUCAAUAAGAUGCGCUCGGCCCUGGGAAGGAAGCCACGCAAAUCGCGCAAGCCAAAAUCAUUCCUGUGGGAGCGAGCGCAGCAGGCAGUGACUACCACAGGGCGCGGGCGACCCACCUGGGACCUCCUGCUGCCUGAGAACGUGGAGCCUGAAAACGAGCCUGAGAUCACGAUUGAACUUACCUCGAAGGUGGAAAGGCCGAGGUCGACCUUUGUGAUAUACAAUUUCACGAGCGGUUACUUCGAGGAGGUGGUCGAGGACGAGCCCCUUCUUGACCUGCUCACCCUGCACUCCUCUGUGACGCUUAAGGAGGACCUCGACAAAGCCCUUCACCGCUUCGGGCUCCAAUGGUCCGACUCGGAAGACUCAAGCCUGGAGCAGCUGGCGGAGGACUCGAGGCGGGAGCUGGAGGAGGUGUACAGGGGCGUGGUGACGAGAGAGGAGCUGGCCAGGAUUGACAUGCAGCCCAACCCCUUCAAUUACAGUGAUCGAGUGUCCCAGACCACCCCCAACCCUACCAAGGAGCUGGCGAUGCAAACGGAGCCACCACCCCCUUACCGCUUCUCAGUGAACGUGGGUGAAGGGGACAUCUACGCCGCCUACGAGAGUGACCAGCUCGCCCUUCAGCGUUUCGAGCAGGAGAAAGAAGAGAAGAGAAAAGACAAGGAUGCAAAAAAAGUGGUUGUGGACCCUCUGGUGGUGCUGGGAAUUGAAAGAUUAGGCGGGAAGAAAGGCAGUAAAGGUGGAGAUAGUGGAAUGAGCCUGUACCAAGCCGACCUCGGGGAGCUGCGGAAGGUGGCAUGCGUGGUGGAAAGGAUGGUGACGCAAAAUAUAUACGACGACAUAUCCCAAGAUUUCAAGUAUUGGGAGGAUGGAAGUGAUGAGUAUCACCCACUGCAGGGCUCUCUCCUCCCAUUAUGGAAGUUCCGUCCUGAGAUUUGUCGCAACUUCAUUGUUUCAGACCUCUGCUGCAGCCCUGUCUUCCCUGACCUCUUUGCUGCUGCCUACACAGCUGGUGACUCAAGAGAAGAAAAUGCUGGCCUUCUUUGCGUGUUCACUCUUAAAAAUCCAGCCAGCCCUGAACGUGUCUAUCACACUCCCUGUGGUGUUACAUCCCUACACUUCCAUCCCCAGAUUGGCAGGCUCCUAGCAGCUGGGUGGAGUGAUGGGCGAGUGGUGCUGUAUGAUGUGAGUUCCACUACACCUUGUGCUCUCUCCUGCACCACUACCUCUGGCAAGCACCUUCUCCCUGUCACUCAGGUCCAGUGGCUAGAGACAACACCUGGAGAGGAUGUCACCUUCUUCUCAGUGUCACAAGAUGGACGCAUGACACAGUGGCACAUGAGGGACUCCUGUCGCCUUGUGCAUGCAGAUGUGUUUGAACCCCAUUUGCCUCACACCCUUGGAUUUGAAGGUGUGAUCACAUGCUUGGCAGUGAGGCCAGAUGGGGAGGGCAUAGUGCUCCUGGGCCUUGAAUCUGGGGCAGUGUUCCAGUGUUCCAUAGUGUGUGCAAGUCACUCCCUUUACCACUACCCAGCACACACCUCUAUGGUGCGUGGCCUGGCCUGGAACACUCAUCAUCCUAACGUCUUCCUUUCCUGCUCACUUGAUUGGUCCAUCAAAGUCUGGCUCCAGCUUUUCACAGCUCCACUGGUGGUCCUGGAUGUGGGAGGAGCAGUGGCUGGGUUGGCAUGGUCACCUUACAACAGCAGUGUUCUAGUAGCAAUAACAGAUGAAUGCCGUGCAUAUGUGUUUGACCUAUCAGUGAGAGUGUGCACACCAUUGUGUGUGCAGUCCAUGGCCCAACGCCGGCCUCUUACCGCCUCUUGUGUCACCUUUAGUCCCUUCUAUCCUAUCAUCUUUAUAGGUGGGGAAAAAGGGCACUUGGCAUCAUUUAAACUCUCACCAAAUCUGAGGAGAGUUCAAAGAGAGGUUAGAGAUGGCGAACCUCAAGAUAAGAAGGAAAUUGAGCUCAGUAAGAUUGAAAGAGUCAUUGCAACCAACAGGUGAGGGGGC
This is a messenger RNA of Scylla paramamosain (green mud crab), 2894 nucleotides long. RefSeq names its product dynein intermediate chain 2, ciliary-like. The transcript has 14 exons. Gene Ontology annotation, molecular function: dynein light chain binding; dynein heavy chain binding. Gene Ontology annotation, cellular component: outer dynein arm. NCBI's taxonomy places the organism in Eukaryota, Metazoa, Arthropoda, Malacostraca, Decapoda, Portunidae. The coding region runs from base 624 to 2888 and encodes 754 amino acids. Gene Ontology annotation, biological process: outer dynein arm assembly; cilium movement. The record is from RefSeq and is a predicted model, not a curated record.